GGACGUUAGGGUGGGAGGAGCUCCGCCGUGACUAUUUCUUCGUACUCUACGGCGCUUGCACUCCCACAUUUGAUCAAGCUUUCGUAGAGCGUGACAGUCGAAACCCAAAGAGAGGAAUCUCAGGAUACAGUGCGCCUUCCUGACAGCACGAAAAUGAAGCGUGACUCUUGAGAACAGUGUCAGCGUGGAAAGUGUCAUUGUGGUAACACGGCGCGAGUCACUCUUGAAUAGACGGUGACAGAGGAGCGAGGUGCGUGAGCGGGCCAGCGUGAAUGGGAGUGAAUGUGUUAGAAGGAGAGUAUCGUUACGUCACACCGUCUCCAGCACGAUGGGUCACUCCGUCUCCAGGAAGCUUCUCUGCCCGACCAAGGGCACUCCAUCAGCCCCCAAGAACUCCCCAUCGGAUCCAGCCACAAUCAUGGUGUCGGCGGAGUCCUCAGCUGCCACCACUAAUGGGGAGGCCACGGCUGUCCCAAAUGGGUUCCGCGCCCCGUCCAUCACGAUCCUCCACUUCAACGAUGUGUAUAACGUGGAAGAGCAGCCCACCGAACCCAAGGCCGGGGCUGCGAGGUUCAAAACAGCCCUCAAGAGUCAUGCCGAAAAGGACCCGCUCAUCCUCUUCAGCGGGGACAUCCUGGCGCCGUCCAUUAUGAGUUCGUUCACCAAAGGAGAGCAAAUGGUGCCCGUCAUGAACCAGUUUGGGAUUCACUGUGCAGUGUUUGGCAAUCAUGACUUUGACUUUGGACUGGAAAGACUUGUGGAUGUGGCUGAGAGGACCACUUUUCCUUGGCUCAUGAGCAACGUGGAAGACAACGAGACUGGCAAACCCUUGGCUGGCGGCAUCCUCACACACACAGUCAACUGGCACGGCUGGAAGCUUGGGCUGAUUGGCUUGGUGGAGCAGGAGUGGCUGGCAACGUUAGCAACCAUAAAUGCCGAUGAAGUCACAUUUACAGACUAUGUGGACAGAGGCAGAGAACUUGCAACAUCACUCAAGAAUGAGGGUUGUGACUACGUGAUCGCUCUAACUCAUAUGCGAACACCCAAUGACAUUAGACUCGCCGAAAAUGUGGAAGAAAUUGACCUCAUUUUAGGAGGUCAUGACCAUGUUUAUGAGGAAGUAAAGAUAAAUGGUAAGAUCAUCCUCAAAAGUGGGACUGACUUCAGGGAGUUUUCUGCACUGACCCUCACCCAAGAGGGUGAGGAGGUGAAUGUGGACAUCAAGAAGGUGGUGGUGGACUCCUCCUUUGAGCUGGAUCCUGAACUGAAGGAAACUUUGACAGAGUUUGAGGAUGUAGUAGGGAAGAAGAUGGAUGAAGUUCUAGGCAACUUCAGUGUCGAGCUAGAUGGGAGAUUUUCAUCAAUAAGAACCUCCGAGACCAACCUUGGCAACUUUAUCUGUGAUAUCAUAAUGGCGGCUUGCAACGGUGAUGUGGCGCUGCUCAACUCGGGAACACUGAGGUCUGACAGAAUUCACCCCAGAGGAGACUUCAAGAUGAGAGAUCUCAUGACCAUCUUACCAAUGCUGGACCCACUACUUGUCCUGGAAAUCACAGGCGAGAAGCUGGUGCAAGCCCUGGAGAACGGAGUCUCCCAGUACCCCAAACUGGAGGGCCGCUUCCCACAGGUGGCUGGUGUGCAGUUUGUGUUUGAUCCCAAAGCUGAACCAGGGUCACGGAUAAUUAGGGAUUUAGUCAAGGUUGGGGACGAGUACCUUAACCCUGACAUGAAAUACCGCCUGGUGACCAAGGCCUACAUGCAUCAGGGUCGCGAUGGCUACAACAUGCUGAUUGAAUGCCCUGUCCUGCAAGAUGAAGAGCAAUGUCCCAUGAUGUCCACGGCUGUCCAGAAUCACUUCACUUCCAUCCAGACUCUCCAAGGCAGAACACGCCGCAACUCAACACACAGACAGUCUCUUGUGCUGCUCUCCAGAAGACACAGUCUCAUACGUAACGAUGAUGAGAUCCCUGCUGCAGCACGCACCAAAGGACACGCACGUCUCGGCCGCUCAGUAUCCACAGAUUCGGCACUCUCCACCGGUUCCUCAAGUUCCUUGUCCUCUGUCACAAGCAAGAGAUCUCGAGGCAGUUUAUCCCGGCAAGAAAGCUUCCAUGAGCUGGAGAACUUGGCGUGCAAACUAGCACCAAAAGUGGAGGGCAGGAUAGUAGUGGCCACAGAUGAGACACGCCGUGUUGCAGCAGGUUGCCAGAGCAUGAUAAUGCACUCCGCAGACUCAGGGCCUGUGACUAUCAUUGAACAGUGCUUAACGGGACCACCAGUAGAGGCACAGGAGAGCACCAAGUACUAGAAGAGAUGUCUAUAAAGCGAGCCAUGCACAGCGUGUCGGUCAUUGAGGAGGAAGACGAGCCACAAACACCCUCGUCUCCCAAGAACAAACCGCCAGUCCUUAACUAGGAAGCUACUGCUGCACUUUUCUCUCCCUCAUAGGUCUGACUGCUGUGUCCAUAGCAAGUUCCAAGGACAAUGUAUAUGUAUGAACAGCUGCCUGUACUUGCAGCCACAUAACUUUUCACUCAGUAAUUGUCAGAAAGUUGGUGCUUUUUUCUUUUAUCUUAUACAAACAAAGGAGUAUGCUGGCCUGGACAGUAAAUGUAUACGUAUUCAAAUACUGUGGCAAGUUAUAUUCUGAAAGAUAUACAUUACUAUUCAGUAUUUUAGGUAAGUAUUACAACAUGCACAAUUAUGUUUACCUGAAAAAUCUUAAUUUAUUGUUACUUUUGCUGUUACUGUACAUGCAGUAUUACACUGAACCCUCAAUAAUCCAGGUUUGAGGUUUUUUUUCUCUUUACAACUAGAUUUAUUUCUCCUAAAACUUGUAUGAGUAAAGGAGACAGUGCAAGAGAUAAAAAAAAUAAUGUCUAUACCAUGCUGCUCCUACUGAAACCUCAAAUUUCAUUCCAGUUCAAAAAAAAAAAAAAAAUCAUAUUCUUCUCUUGAAAUCAGAACUUAAUAAUAAUAAAUGCUGCAAUUGUAACUAUUAAGCUGACCUGUGAAACUUCAGCUGUCCCUGAAGCACAAGCCUGAUCUGCGAUAAUUUGUAACUAGUUUAUGGAACUCCAAAUGCUUUAAAAUGUUGAGGAGAUGGAUUUCAUACUUCUAUGCAAUGUUAUUGUACAAUUCUGCUUCCAAACCUUAUAUGAGAUGGAUAUAA
Molecule: messenger RNA, 3172 nt
Organism: Eriocheir sinensis (Chinese mitten crab)
Lineage: Eukaryota; Metazoa; Arthropoda; Malacostraca; Decapoda; Varunidae
Product: 5'-nucleotidase-like
Exons: 15
Coding region: 329-2308 (659 amino acids)
Biological process (GO): nucleotide catabolic process
Molecular function (GO): hydrolase activity
Source: RefSeq, a predicted model, not a curated record